Messenger RNA from Seminavis robusta, 1357 nucleotides. The record is from the annotation of a GenBank genome assembly. Lineage: Eukaryota; Bacillariophyta; Bacillariophyceae; Naviculales; Naviculaceae.
AUGAUGGUACCUGUAUCUGGUUCGAAACGACCGCGCUUUAUCCUCUCAGGUCGUCGGUUUACAUUGAUUGGACUGUUGAUUUUGGUUCUGCUUCCAACAAUUUUCUUUACUUCUAGUGGCAGCAAUGAAGUUGUAGUCCACCAACCAGAUCUUUUGUCUUCCAUCCGUCCCACUUCACCCGUUACGAAAAAGGCAGAUCAGUUACUACCACCUCCCUCCUUGCCAGAACUCACCAACACUCGAAACAAUCAUCCACAAGACCAAGCCAGCUGUGAAGCCAAGAGUUUUGUGUACAUUCAGGAUGUCGUCCACAAAAAGUCCAUCACUGUCAACAGCAACAACAGCAAAAUCCCCAAGGUGAUUCAUCAGACCUCCAAAUCUCGAUGUCUCACCCAACUGUUUGCCAAAAUCUCGGAACCAUGGAGAUCCCUCCAAGGAUAUGACUAUUAUCUCCACGACGAUGAUGCCAUGAUUCGUCUCCUAGUGUCUCAGUCGGAUGAAUUUCCCAUGCUCCAUGAUCUGGUCAUGGCCAAUUGUUUACCCCAUGGUACGCUCAAGGCAGAUGUUUGGAGAUAUUUGGUGCUGUGGACGUAUGGAGGUGUGUAUGCCGAUAUUGAUACCCAGCCAACCAAAGUCUUUACUUCAAACAGCAACAAUCAAGGGACAGCCAUUAAGGAUUCCGAUGAUGGAUGGUUUGUUGUGGAGCAGUUUCACAUAUUGAGUCAGUACGUCAUGGCAGUGUCACCCCACCAUCCACUCAUGUAUUAUGCCAUUCAACACGCUACCCACAAAAUCAUGGCACAAGAAGAUACCAAGCAAAUCAAUGCCGCAUUGGUAACGGGGCCGCAUGCGUUGCAUCGAGCCUUUCAAGAUUUUUGCAAAGAUGCCGGAAUUCGUAUGGAUCCUCAGGGGGUUGGCUUCAAACCAGUCAAGGCGGGGAUUUGGCAAGGUACCAAUGGACGGUCUAUAACUGUGGUGGGACGGGGAGAGUUGGAAGGGGAAUAUAUCACUCGAGAAAUGAUGUCAUUGCACUUGAAGAAGAAACAGUAUGCCAAGAUGGGCAUGAGUAGCUUUCGAGAGGAUAAAAUGCAAUCAUCCGGACAAUCCUGCAUGGCGGCAUUGUUUCAGUAUCAUCAUCAUCAGCACCACAACCGCAAUCUUCUUGAUCAGAACGGUAUGGUGAGUGGGGACAGCAAUCGGGGUGGAUGAGAGAAUGUGCUAGUGGCACCAGUUGGUGUCCUCGCAACCUGCAGACACUACGGACUCCAUGGAAGAAACAGGGACUGCCUCGUGCUAGCUACUACGGUAGCUACAACCGACCGCAAACAGAGAUCCAAUCUGCACCGUUUCAUUUGCG